CUUCUUAAAACCCAGAGGCCAAAAGCCAAAACCCUGCCGCGACUUUGGAGCUGCGAGUUUUUAGGUUUAAAUCGUAAGGGACAGAUUACAGAUACAUGGGGAAGAACAAGAACAGGAUGAAGCAUGAAGCCGGUGGUAGCCAGCAUAGUCCGGCUACCGUUUUCGUUGCCAAUUUACCCUACACUUUCUCUAACCCACAGCUGGAGGAAACAUUCAGCGAUGUUGGACCAAUUAGGCGGUGUUUCAUGGUUACACAGAAAGGAUCAACUGUACACCGUGGAUUUGGUUAUGUUCAAUUUGCUGUGACUGAAGAUGCUACACGUGCAAUUGAGCUGAAAAAUGGUGCAUCAGUAGGAGGUCGCACCAUUGGAGUUAAACAUGCAACACAUAGGGCUCCUCUUGAGCAAAGGAGAUCUAAAGGGACUGAAGUGCUCCCUUCUGAUGAUACCAUCAAGGGAAAAGACCAUGAGGAUGAUGUCACUAAUGAAGUUAUCAAGACAAAAGAUGUUAAAGAUGCUUCAGUAGUUAACUCUGAUGAUGUCAUCAAGAAAAAAGAUGACAAGGAUGAUUUAUCAGCACCAAUAGUAGAGCAUAAACAAGCCCCUGAUUCCCAAGAAAAAGUCAAAAUCAAGAAGCAGAAGAAGAAAGAUGUGAUCAAGAACAUUGAUGACAAGGAUGAUUUGUCAACACCAGUAGUAGAGCAUAAACAAGCUCCUGAUUCUGAAGAAAAAGUCAAAAUCAAGAAGCCAAAGAAGAAAGCUGUGGUCAACAACAAUGAUGACAAGGAUGAUUUGUCAGCACCAGUAGUAGAACAUAAACAAGCUCCUGAUUCUCAAGAAAAAGGCAAAAUCAAGAAGCCAAAGAGUAAAGCAGUGAUCCCUUUGAAAACUGAACGUGUAGAAGGAAUUUCUUCAGAAAAACAGAGGGUUGCUAGGACAGUUGUAAUUGGUGGGCUCCUCAAUGCUGACAUGGCAGAGGAGGUUCACAGUAUUGCUAAGGAGUGUGGCUCAGUCUCUUCCAUAACUUACCCUCUUCCUAAAGAUGAAACAACACAUCAUGGGCUUUUUCAAGAUGGAUGCAGAUUAGGAUCUUCAUCUAUAGUUUACACCAGUGUCAAAUCAGCUCGUGCUUGUGUGGCAAAAUUACAUCAACAAAAUUUAAAUGGAGGCACAGUUUGGGCUAGACAAUUAGGUGGAGAAGGUUCCAAGGUACAGAAAUGGAAGCUUAUAAUAAGAAAUCUUCCUUUUAAGGCGGAUGUUAGUGAGAUAAAAGAAAUGUUUUCAGCAGCUGGGUUUGUAUGGGAUGUGUAUAUUCCCAAAAAACCUGAUUCAGGGCUAUCGAAGGGAUUUGCAUUUGUCAAAUUCACCUGCAAGCAGGAUGCAGAAAAUGCAAUCCAAAAGUUUAAUGGUAAAAAUUUAGGUAAAAGGCCAAUUGCUGUUGAUUGGGCUGUUCCAAAAAAUGUAUAUACAGCUGGUAUUCAAGAUACUCUAAAAGAUGAACAGAAAGAAAGUGAUGAUGAGGAUUCUAGUACUGAUUUGGAGGACAAUGAUAAGGAAACAGACAAUGCAAAUGUUCCGGAAGCUUCCAAUUCAGAUUCAGAUUCAGAUUCAGAUUCAGAAGUAAAUUUUGAUGAAGAAGCAGAUGUUACACAAAAAGUUCUAAAUAACUUUCUUUCUUCAUCAAAUGAACCUAUGGAUUCUAUCAUUGAUGAUCAUAUUUCUCCCCAAAAGAAACAAAAAGAUGAAGCAAACAACAAAACACUUACAACACCUAAAAACAUUCCACAUGUAUCAAAACCUGAAAACUCAACAAAAUUUGAAAAAAAAAUCAAAACUCCUGAAGAGGAAGAAGAAGAUUUACAAAAAACUCUCUUUAUCUCCAAUCUUCCAUUUGAUGUUACAAAUGAGGAAGUAAAGCAACGAUUUGCAGGAUUUGGUGAAGUCCAAUCCUUUGUUCCUGUUCUUCAUCCAAUCACCAAGAGACCAAGGGGAACUGGAUUUCUAAAGUUUAAAACUGUUGAGGCAACCGAUUCUGCUUUUUCAGCAUCAACUGUAGCUGAUUUGGGCAUUAUUUUAAAAGGAAGACAAUUAAAAGUUUUAAAAGCUUUAAAUAAAAAAGCAGCUCAUGAUAAAGAAGUAGAAAAGACAAAAAAGGAAGAACAUGAUCACCGUAAUCUCUACUUAGCUAAAGAAGGUCUUAUUGUUGAAGGUACUCCAGCUGCUGAAGGUGUUUCAGAUAGUGACAUGUCAAAACGCCGAUCGUUGGAGCAAAAGAAGGCAACGAAGCUUCAAUCACCGAACUUCCAUGUUUCAAGGACAAGACUGAUCAUGUACAAUGUACCAAAGUCAAUGAAUGACAAACAACUAAAAAGACUUUGUAUAGAUGCAGUUACAUCACGUGCCACAAAACAAAAACCCACAAUCCGACAGAUUAAGUUAUUGAAGGAUUCCAACAAAGGAAAAGAAGUUUCGAAGAAUCAUUCUCGUGGUGUUGCUUUUAUCGAGUUCACAGAACACGAACACGCACUUGUUGCUCUUAGAGUUCUCAAUAAUAAUCCUGAAACUUUUACUCGUGAGCAUCGACCAAUUGUCGAAUUUGCCCUCGAUAAUAUUCAAACAUUGAGGCAACGAAACGAGAAGAUUGAAUCUCAACAGCAAGGAUUUGGUAACAAUACAGAAAACAAAGUAAAAAAUACGGAUUUUCAAAAACCACCCUUUGACCGGUCAAACCACAAUUUAAAUAAGCGCAAACCCCAAGCUACAAUGUCAAAAGUGGAAACCGAAAAACCCGCUAAGAAACAAAAGGAACAUAUGGAGGUCCAACAAGAAGGAAAAAAACCGAAAAGUGGCGGUGCCGCCUUCGAGCGGCCACCUCCGGUGGCCGAUGUUCACCGGAAAAAGAGGCUGAGGGACCAGAAAGAGGCGGCGGUGGGUGAAGAUUUGGGUUCAAAAAGAAGGAAAAAUAAAGACCCGUUAGGGCAAGACACAACGGAUAAACUCGAUAUGCUUAUUGAACAAUACCGGUCAAAAUUUUCCGGUAACCGGACCACCAAAAGUGGCGGUGAAAACGACGGGCCCAGGCGGCUCGGGCGGUGGUUUCAGUCAUAGUUAGUCAAAAGAGAAUUUUAUUGGUUAUGUUAGAUUUUACUAUCUGUUUGAGUUGAAUUUGGAACAUUAAUGAUGAUGAGUGAUGACCCUUGAAUUGAGGCUGGUUUUAGUGUUGGGACCAUUUUGGUUGGUUGGGCCACUGUUGUGAAUGGUCACACAUAGUGGGUGUAAGCAUGUGUUUUGCAUUUAGUAGUUGUAUUAAAUUAAAUCAUCUUAAAUGCCGAAAGUAUAAGUAUUUGAUGCAUGAGAA
Molecule: messenger RNA, 3357 nt
Organism: Lactuca saligna
Lineage: Eukaryota; Viridiplantae; Streptophyta; Magnoliopsida; Asterales; Asteraceae
Source: the annotation of a GenBank genome assembly